UUCCGCUACGAUGUGUUAUUCACAAUUUGAAUCCAAAUUUAAUUGUGUGUAGAGAUCAAGUCUCUCAUUGAAAAGUGUACAGAAUUGCAUCAGGAGACAACUUCGUAUCAACAUAUCAAUCACAAAAAUGAAUUCAACCUCCAUUAAUUCAACCAACAACCAAAAGUCGAAGGAAAAAUUGUCCCGGAGCACCAGUUCAUCAUUACCCGUGGCAAAAGCAACCAAAGUGGAAGAAGAAGAUUGCAAACAAAAGUUUUCAGAACAAUUCCAGGAAAAUGCGGAAGUGGAUGGAGUUUCCGUAAAACGCAGAUUUUCACUAGAUUUUCUCGGACUCCGGCGAGGAAGUAAAGCCAAGUUUGACCUUUUAAAGGGAAAGCGUGACAGCACGGCGAGCAUUUCUUCACAGGAUUCUCAGGGGUCGAAGGAUUCUACAUUGGCGAAUAAUCAACGUCGAAGGAGUUCCACAAGAAUGGAGGGCACUUCGGACCUUGCUGCCUGGUGCGUUGGAUAGUCAUACAAAAAUGCAUGCAAAUUUAUAAAACCACAAACUAUGUAAAUAGGGACGACCUCAAAUAAUACCUCAAGAAAAUAUAUGCAUAAUAUUUGUAACGUACAA
Folsomia candida is the source of this 616-nucleotide messenger RNA. RefSeq lists its product as uncharacterized. The coding region runs from base 128 to 511 and encodes 127 amino acids. The transcript is spliced from 2 exons. The record is from RefSeq and is a predicted model, not a curated record. Lineage: Eukaryota; Metazoa; Arthropoda; Collembola; Entomobryomorpha; Isotomidae.